CCCAUAAGUUCAGAACUCUCGCACUACACGCACUUCUUGGAGAGUCCGACCCGGCCAUGGAUGCCCGGAUGCACUACUCCAGGCCGCUCCUCCUGCAGCUGCAGCAGGGGCCGGCCGUGAGCCCGGCGCCCGCCCCCGCUACGACGGCCGGCGCCGUUCCGGACGCUCUAUCGGUUCCGGCGCCGGCCGACGCCUUCACCUUCCUCAACGCCAACGCGAUCCUCAUCCUCGCGCUCCUCGUCUGCGGCCUCGUCGUGGCGCUCGCGCUCCACGUCGUGCUCACGUGCGCGCUCCGCGUCACGCGCCGCGCGUGCCGCCACAGCGGAGCCGCCGACGGCGACGCCCCGCAGCAGGGCCCCGGGAACGGCACGGGAGGAGGAGGAGGCGCGGGGCAGCAGGCGGCGGCGGCGAGGCACGGCGGGAAGCCGCGGCGGCUGACGAAGCUGGUGCAGGCGCUGCCGUGCCUGGCGUACUCGUCGGGUCUGGAGCUGGCCGGGUCGUCACGGUCGGAGUGCGCCAUCUGCCUCGCGGCGUUCGCGCGCGGGGAGGCCGUGCGCGUGCUGCCGCGCUGCAACCACGGGUUCCACGCGCGCUGCAUUGACCGGUGGCUCGCGUCGCGCCCGACGUGCCCCACCUGCAGGCAGGCGCCGUUCGCCCAGACCACCGCGCUCCUGCAGCCGGACGGCUCCGGGCAGGCGCCGGCCGCCGUGCCGUUGGUGCGCGUGGUCAUAGUAGGCGACCGCGUGGCCCGCCUUGUGGAGUCGUAGCACUUCGCGCGGUCGGCCGGUCUUUAGAGUGUUUGUACAUUUGCAAUGUGCUAGAGCCUAGCGGACGAAGCACUUUGGACGCGUUAUGUUUACUGGGGAAUAUGGGAUACUGCGCCUAAUGGUGUUCACUGUUCAUUUCCCUAGCUUUGGUUCUGUCUCCGUUUGUCUUUUAAACGUCUUGUGAAAGUCGUUCUGGGACUAUGAAUGUUGCAUACAGGAAACGCUGGCACCAAGCUGAACAUGAGCCUGCGAGCUAAUGGUUCAUGGUUAAGCAUACUGUCAGUCUGACAAACCUGUUUAAGGGUUACGUUUGCGCGUUGGGUGUUGGUCUAUAUCUUAAACAUGUUCUCUUUUA
Messenger RNA from Setaria italica (foxtail millet), 1122 nucleotides. RefSeq names its product RING-H2 finger protein ATL72. Bases 57 to 767 code for a protein of 236 amino acids. The record is from RefSeq and is a predicted model, not a curated record. Gene Ontology annotation, biological process: protein ubiquitination. Gene Ontology annotation, molecular function: transferase activity. The transcript has a single exon. NCBI's taxonomy places the organism in Eukaryota, Viridiplantae, Streptophyta, Magnoliopsida, Poales, Poaceae.